UGGUGAUCUUCCCCACGGCCACUGCCGAUUCGUGCUUCACUUAUUACCUACGAGUAAACGUAGGUACAUUCAAAGUACAUCCUUGCCAGUUCAUGGAAUUCCUCACGUCAUCAAUACUCCCAAGUCUGUGCGUGUCAGCGAGACCCAAAGUCACCAUGUACUUCUUACACUGACAAUGCCGGCAAACUCAAUCUCAAGAAAACCGUAUAUACAUCCUUUUUGAACUAAGUAUAUAUCCCUGUCGCCGUGCUCAACAGCGUCCAUCAGGAUGACAUCCGUCCAAGAUUCCCUCAUCUUCGGCAAUAUUUUCUCCACAAAAGAAUCCGCCGCCGUAUGGUCUGACAAGACACGAACACAAUGCUACCUGGCCUUUGAAGGCGCCCUCGCCAAAGCCCAAGCCCGCCUAGGCAUCAUCCCACAACGCGCCGCCGACGAAAUCAUCAAAUUCUGCCUGGACAUCCGGAAUGUCGACUUCGACGACCUCCGUAAGCAGACCGAACUCAUCGGCUACCCUGUCCUAGGUCUCGUCAAGCAACUCGUCAAGCACGUCAACGCCAUCGAGCCCGGGCUAGGCGAAUUCGCGCACUGGGGCGCAACCACACAGGAUGUCACCGACACCGCGACCGUGAUCCAAUUAUGGGACACACUCAGCCUAUUCGAGAAGAUGUUAGAGUCGAUCAUAACGUCUUUGCGCGAUCUGGCGGAAAAGCACAAGGCCACGCCGAUGGCCGCGCGAUCGAAUCUGCAACACGCGGUACCCAUGUCCUUCGGCUUCAAGAUGGCGAGACUCUUAGCGACAUUUUUGCGUCACCGAGAUCGACUGAAAGACGUCGAAACCCGGCUGACGGUCCUCGAGUUCUCCGGUGCAGCAGGAACACUGGCUUCACUCCCUCCCACAGAAGACCACCCCUUGCUCGGGCUGGAGUGCCAAAGAGAACUGGCCAAGGAUUUGAACCUCAAGGUGCCCGACAUAGCAUGGCACACUGAGCGCGACCGCAUCGCCGAAUUCGGGUCACUCUGCGCCAUGCUCAGCAGCACGUGCGCCAAGUUUGCGCUGGACGUCAAACUCAUGACACAAACGGAAAUAGGCGAGGUGUCGGAACCGUACGUUCCACACCGCGGGUCGAGCAGCACGAUGCCUCAGAAGCGCAACCCAAUUUCGUGCGCGUACAUCACCGCCAUGACGUCCACUGUGCGCCAUCUCAGCACAUCAUUGUUCGAAGCCAUGCUCGAGGACCAUGAGCGCAGCACAGGACCCUGGGAAAUCGAGUGGAUUGUACUUCCGCAGAUCUCAACAUUGACGCACGCCACGCUGAAGCAUACUGCUGAUUUGCUGGCUGGGCUCGAAGUUCAUGAGGACGCGAUGAGGAGGAACCUCGAUCUUUCGAAUGGCCACAUUGUCUCUGAGGCCGUGAUGAUGGGUCUGGGACCGACACUGGGCCGGCAGUACGCGCAUGACGUCGUUUACGAUCUGUGUCGAAGGUCGUCGACCGAGAAUAAACACUUACUGGAUCUGCUGUGCGAGAAUGAUGAAAUUGCUAAGAAGAUGAGUAGAGAAGAGUUGGCGAAGUUGUGUGACCCGCGGAACUACCUCGGGUACAGUGAACUUAUGGUCCAACGGAUUCUGAAGUUGGCGGAUGAGCCGAGACCGGAAAGGAAGGCAAGUCUGGUGUGAGAUCGCCUACUCACGGUCUCGUGUGCCUUGACGGUGGUGUGGCAGAGUCUCUUUGACCUGAGGGAUGUGAAAACCGCAACUAAACCUCCUACUCGCCGAGACAGUGAACAAGUUGGACACGGAAACG
This is a messenger RNA of Exophiala viscosa, 1802 nucleotides long. Its product is annotated as beta carboxy-cis-cis-muconate lactonizing enzyme, cyloisomerase, CLME2. Gene Ontology annotation, molecular function: catalytic activity. The record is from RefSeq and is a predicted model, not a curated record. NCBI's taxonomy places the organism in Eukaryota, Fungi, Ascomycota, Eurotiomycetes, Chaetothyriales, Herpotrichiellaceae. The transcript is spliced from 2 exons. The coding region runs from base 269 to 1675 and encodes 468 amino acids.